This is a messenger RNA of Thermochaetoides thermophila DSM 1495, 1287 nucleotides long. RefSeq names its product acetyl-CoA acetyltransferase-like protein. Gene Ontology annotation, biological process: fatty acid beta-oxidation. Gene Ontology annotation, molecular function: acetyl-CoA C-acetyltransferase activity. The transcript is spliced from 3 exons. Lineage: Eukaryota; Fungi; Ascomycota; Sordariomycetes; Sordariales; Chaetomiaceae. The record is from RefSeq and is a predicted model, not a curated record. Bases 1 to 1287 code for a protein of 428 amino acids.
AUGGUCGCACACUUGAGGACUGCCCUGCGCGUGUCGCCGCAGCUGAGGGCCGGCUCGGCUCGCCUCUUCUCUUCCCAGACCUGUCUGCGCCAGGAGAUCCGCGAUGCUUACAUCCUGGGCGCUGCCCGGACGCCAACAGCGAAGUUCAAUGGCUCGUUUGUCAGCGUUUCGGGGCCUGAACUGGGCGCUGUUGCUAUCAAGGCUGCCCUCGAGAAGUCUAAGGUACCAGUCGAAAAGAUCACAGAUGUCUACAUGGGUAACGUCCUCCAGGCCUCGAUCGGGCAGUCCCCUGCUCGCCAGGCUGUUAUCUUCGCCGGUCUGCCCCGCACCGUCGAGGCCGUCACCAUCAACAAGGUGUGCGCCUCCGGCCUCAAGGCUGUGGCGCUCGCCGCACAGAACAUUCAGCUCGGCCUUUCUGACGCCCAGAUCGCCGGCGGCUUCGAGAACAUGUCCCGGGUGCCCUACUAUGUCCCGCGCGCCAGCGGCCUCCCUCCCUUUGGCCAUGUCAAGAUGGAGGACGGUCUGAUCAAGGACGGCCUUACCGACGUGUACGACCAGAUCCAUAUGGGCAACUGCGCCGAGAAUACGGUCAAGAAGUUCGGCAUCACGCGUGAGGAGCAGGACCAGUACGCCAUCCAGUCGUACGAGCGUGCCCAGGCCGCCUGGAAGGCCGGCGCUUUCAGUGACGAGAUCGCCCCGGUCACUGUUAAGGGCAGGAAGGGCGACGUUGUCGUCAGCGAGGACGAGGGUUAUCUCGACGUCAAGCCGGAGAAAGUGCCGACGCUGAAGCCAGCCUUUGUGCGCGAUGGCACCGGUACGGUCACGGCGGCCAAUUCAUCGACGCUGAAUGACGGUGCCAGCGCGCUGGUGCUGGGCAGCAAGGAGAUUGCGCAGCAGUACGGCGCCGGCUCUCGCGUGCUGGCGCGCAUCUGCAGCUCGGCCGACGCUGCUGUUGAUCCCAUCGACUUCCCCAUUGCGCCCUCCAAGGCCGUACCCAUCGCUCUGGAGCGGGCCGGCAUCACGAAGGACCAGGUCGCUGUAUGGGAGUUCAACGAGGCCUUUGCUGCUGUCAUUAAGGCCAACGAGAAGAUCCUGGGGCUGGAGGGUGCACGGGUCAACCCGCUCGGUGGAGCCAUCUCGCUGGGCCAUGCACUUGGCAGCUCGGGCUCGCGUAUCCUGGUGACGCUGCUGCAUCAACUCAAGCCUGGCGAGUACGGCGUGGCCGCCAUCUGCAACGGUGGCGGCGCUGCGACGGCCAUGGUGGUCCAGCGUAUCGAGUCUGUCUAA